This is a messenger RNA of Racocetra persica, 425 nucleotides long. The record is from the annotation of a GenBank genome assembly. NCBI's taxonomy places the organism in Eukaryota, Fungi, Glomeromycota, Glomeromycetes, Diversisporales, Gigasporaceae.
UUGAAAGGAUUAAAGUGUUAUUACAAAUUCAAGGUCAGGGUGGUGAUGUUAAAUACAAGGGUCCGCUCGACGUAAUACGUCAUCUUUAUAAGGAAGGUGGUUUAGGUAGUAUUUUUCGUGGAACUGGUGCUACGUUGCUCCGUGAUGUUCCAGGAUCUGCUGCCUAUUUUGGUGCUUAUGAAUUUACAAAAAAACUUUUAACUUCUUCUGAUUCUACUUUGAAUCCUGCUGCUUCACGCCUUCAAUCGGCUCCUUCUGGUCAAUAUAAGGGUUUUAUGGAUGUGUUACGUCACUUACUUAAAACGGAUGGUCCAUCUGCUUUGUUUAAGGGUAUCGGUCCUGCGUUAUUAAGAGCUUUUCCUGCAAAUGCUGCGGCUUUCAUGGGAUACGAAGCUAGUUUAAAAAUAAUGGAUAAGUUAUGGUAG